Molecule: messenger RNA, 1510 nt
Organism: Zea mays
Lineage: Eukaryota; Viridiplantae; Streptophyta; Magnoliopsida; Poales; Poaceae
Product: cinnamyl alcohol dehydrogenase
Molecular function (GO): zinc ion binding; oxidoreductase activity, acting on the CH-OH group of donors, NAD or NADP as acceptor
Source: RefSeq, marked validated
GUGCGGGCUCGUCUCCAUCGCCCGCCACCCGCUCCGUCGUCGUCGUCCCCGCCGCGCCGAUCCCGAAUCGAAUGGGGAGCCUGGCGUCCGAGAGGAAGGUGGUCGGGUGGGCCGCCAGGGACGCCACCGGACACCUCUCCCCCUACUCCUACACCCUCAGGAACACAGGCCCUGAAGAUGUGGUGGUGAAGGUGCUCUACUGCGGGAUCUGCCACACGGACAUCCACCAGGCCAAGAACCACCUCGGGGCUUCAAAGUAUCCUAUGGUCCCUGGGCACGAGGUGGUCGGCGAGGUGGUGGAGGUCGGGCCCGAGGUGGCCAAGUACGGCGUCGGCGACGUGGUAGGCGUCGGGGUGAUCGUUGGGUGCUGCCGCGAGUGCAGCCCCUGCAAGGCCAACGUUGAGCAGUACUGCAACAAGAAGAUCUGGUCAUACAACGACGUCUACACUGAUGGACGGCCCACGCAGGGUGGAUUCGCCUCCACCAUGGUCGUCGACCAGAAGUUUGUGGUGAAGAUCCCGGCGGGUCUGGCUCCGGAGCAAGCGGCGCCGCUGCUGUGCGCUGGCGUGACGGUGUACAGCCCGCUGAAGCACUUUGGGCUGACGACCCCGGGCCUCCGUGGCGGCAUCCUGGGCCUCGGCGGCGUGGGCCACAUGGGCGUGAAGGUAGCCAAGGCCAUGGGCCACCACGUGACGGUGAUCAGCUCGUCGUCCAAGAAGCGCGCGGAGGCAAUGGACCACCUCGGCGCGGACGCGUACCUAGUGAGCUCGGACGCCGCGGCCAUGGCGGCGGCCGCCGACUCGCUGGACUACAUCAUCGACACGGUGCCCGUGCACCACCCGCUGGAGCCGUACCUGGCGCUGCUGAAGCUGGACGGCAAGCUCGUGCUGCUGGGCGUCAUCGGCGAGCCCCUGAGCUUCGUGUCGCCCAUGGUGAUGCUGGGGCGGAAGGCCAUCACGGGGAGCUUCAUCGGCAGCAUCGACGAGACCGCUGAGGUGCUUCAGUUCUGCGUCGACAAGGGACUCACCUCCCAGAUCGAGGUGGUCAAGAUGGGGUACGUGAACGAGGCGCUGGAGCGGCUGGAGCGCAACGACGUCCGCUACCGCUUCGUCGUCGACGUCGCCGGUAGCAACGUCGAGGCGGAGGCGGCGGCGGCGGAUGCGGCCAGCAACUGAUGGCACCGCGUCGUCGAGUCGAACCACGUCUGUGCGCCGCGUGCAACGUUCGUUCGGGUCGAGUCUGCGUGCAACGUUCUGCUUCCUUUACUAGUUGUUGUCUUUCCGCCUUCUUGCCGUUCUGUUCUGGGCUUUGAGAUGAGACGAUGGAUGGUCAGUUUUUAAUGUCAGACUGAAUAACUACGUAUAGUACUGUAGUAUUACUCGGAGUACGCCAGAAUGUGGUGUGGUGUCAGUCUCACCAGCAAUCUGGAUUUGCCAAGUGUUUCUAUUUUUUCUUCGGUUUGCCCGAGUGUUUGUGAUUGUUAAGAACUACGUUAUUACGGAUCGUCAAA